Acanthosepion pharaonis is the source of this 1008-nucleotide messenger RNA. The record is from the annotation of a GenBank genome assembly. NCBI's taxonomy places the organism in Eukaryota, Metazoa, Mollusca, Cephalopoda, Sepiida, Sepiidae.
AUGGUUAACCUCGUCAUCGGGUGGGCAGCCGGCAUAGAUGUAUUACUUGGGUACAUUUAUUCUUUCUUUUUCAAUUAUUUUAUUAAAAAAAUUCAAUUCACUUUUUUUUUUUCUCUUUCAUUUAUUUAUUGCCUAAAAUUCAUUCCCCUUCCUUUUGGCUUUUACGAUUUGUUUAAGCUCAAGAUUAAGCACCAUUCUUUCCAUUGCUUCUUUCUUUCUUUCUUUCUUUCCAUUUCUUCUUUCUUUUUUUCUUUCUUUUUUUCUUUUCUUUUCUUUUCUUUCGGUGGUCUUUUACACAUUUUUAUUCUUCCAUUCUUUCUUUUCUUCUGUCUUUCUUCCUUUUCUGAGUUGAAUUUCUUUCUUAUUUUUCCUUUUUAUUUCCUUCUCUUUUCUUUCUUUCUUUAUUUAAAAUGCCUUUUUAAAUUUCGCUCUUUCUUAUUCUUAUUUUUUUUUUUUUUAAUUUUUUAUUCAAAAAAAAUUUUUGUUUCUUUCCUUCCUUCUUUCAUUUUCUUUGCUGUUUUAAUAUUUUUUUUCCUUUCCUCAGAAAAUAAAUUAAAAAUUAUUUUUUCUUUUUAUUUAAUUUUUUUUCUUGUUUCUUUUUUUUUUCUUUCCUUAUUUUUUUUUCUUUUUUUAUUUUUUUGUUUUUUAUCCAAAUUUUUAUUUUUCCAUUAUCCUUCUUUUUUUUCUUCUAAUAUUUUUUCCUUUUUUUUUCUCUUUAAUUUUUUUCUUUUUCUUUCUUUAAGUUCCUUUCUUUGUUUCUUUGUUUCCUUCUUUCUUUUUUUUUUUUUUUUUUUUUUCUUUGAAAAAAUUUUUUUCUCAGUGCUCUUUUACUCAUUUUUAUUCUUCCAUUAUCCUUCUUUCUUUUCUUCUGUCUUUCUUUUUUUAAAUUUCUUUCCUUCUGUCCUUCCUUCUUUUUUUUUCUUUCUUUUGGACCUUUCGAACUUCCUUCUUAGCAUUUUAAAAUUUUCCCUUUCUUUCUUUCUUUCUUUCUUUUCUUUUUUAAAUUAA